This is a messenger RNA of Trichophyton verrucosum HKI 0517, 651 nucleotides long. RefSeq lists its product as uncharacterized. Bases 1 to 651 code for a protein of 216 amino acids. Lineage: Eukaryota; Fungi; Ascomycota; Eurotiomycetes; Onygenales; Arthrodermataceae. Gene Ontology annotation, biological process: cellular response to nitrogen starvation; macroautophagy. Gene Ontology annotation, cellular component: autophagosome; cytosol; fungal-type vacuole membrane. Gene Ontology annotation, molecular function: phosphatidylethanolamine binding. The transcript has 4 exons. The record is from RefSeq and is a predicted model, not a curated record.
AUGAGUCACUUUCUCUCGUCUUCGCUUUCGCUUCGCCUGCUCUUCUCUUCGACCUCUGCGUCCCAGCCAACCAAAACAGCCAGCUUUGUCCAUGAGCUAUCAGAGUUCAGCUGUCUUUGUCAGCAGAUGCAUCACCUCUCUCUCGCUCUCUUCCCACUCUUCCUCUCUCCUGCUAUCAUCAACUUCUGCCUCCUGCAUCUACGCUGCCUUUCGUGCCAGUCUACCGCUCUGUUUGCCAACACCGCUACCACCCAGCAACUUACAUACAAAAAAUCAGCAACCAUGCGAUCGAAGUUCAAGGACGAGCACCCGUUCGAGAAGCGCAAGGCAGAAGCUGAGCGCAUCCGCCAGAAAUAUGCAGACCGCAUCCCCGUUAUCUGCGAGAAGGUCGAGAAAUCAGAUAUCGCCACUAUCGACAAGAAGAAAUAUCUCGUUCCUGCAGACCUCACCGUCGGACAGUUUGUAUACGUCAUCCGCAAACGCAUCAAGCUCUCUCCGGAGAAGGCCAUCUUUAUCUUCGUCGACGAAGUCCUUCCGCCAACUGCCGCUCUCAUGAGCAGCAUCUAUGAGGAGCACAAGGACGAGGACGGCUUCCUAUACAUCACAUAUUCCGGUGAAAACACAUUCGGAAGCUUCCCCGAGCUGCAGUAA